Molecule: messenger RNA, 2740 nt
Organism: Frankliniella occidentalis (western flower thrips)
Lineage: Eukaryota; Metazoa; Arthropoda; Insecta; Thysanoptera; Thripidae
Product: protein-L-isoaspartate O-methyltransferase domain-containing protein 2
Exons: 7
Coding region: 447-2264 (605 amino acids)
Biological process (GO): protein modification process
Cellular component (GO): cytoplasm
Molecular function (GO): protein-L-isoaspartate (D-aspartate) O-methyltransferase activity
Source: RefSeq, a predicted model, not a curated record
CUUUUCAUGAAGGCGAACACAUUUGCCACGAUUUCCCUCGACUGACUCUGAAUCACUUUGCCUUGCAGCGUCGACCUGGUCGAGGGAAUGGCAUUCCCUGCAUUGGACAUGCUCGUUGUCGCUCGCUGCGACCGAUAUUCACAGCUCUGUAGAGUAUUUCCUGGUCGCCGUCCCAUUGCGCGCUUGGAUAUCAGAGGGCGGCCCAGCAGACGCUUCCUCGGCUCGCGGUGGCAUUGUUUUGUUUGCCAGCUGAUCGCGAGUCGCGAGGGUCGCGAGCCUGGCUGCUGCGGGACCCGUCGUAUUGGUGUCUUGGUGUCAAUAUUGAUACUCUUGAGGAAGGAUAUUUUGCUGUAUCGGUGUUUCAGGUGAACUCACUGAAUCCUGUUUUCUGUGCUUUUUAUGAUUGAGAUGCUAAUAUAACUACAGGGCUUAAGCUCAGCAAAAACAUGGGUGGAUCUGUGAGCACUGGUGUUGAUAAUGAUGAUCUGGUGGACAAUUUAUAUGUUGCAAACUACAUUAAAACACCUAUUGUGGAGCGAGUAUUUCGGGCUGUGGACCGUGCCAUGUACUUUACACCAUUAGGCCGUGACAGCGCUUAUAAAGACUUGGCAUGGAAGAGUGGGAACAUCCAUUUGUCAGCACCUUGCAUAUACUCUGAGGUCAUGGAAAAUCUUAAUCUUGGACCAGGAAUGAGCUUCUUGAACCUUGGUUCAGGCACAGGCUAUCUUAGUACAAUGGCAGGGCUCAUUUUAGGAUCCUUUGGCAUAAACCAUGGAGUUGAGAUUCACCGUGAUGUGAUAAAUUAUGCUCUAGAGAAAUUAGAGGAAUUCAAAAAAACAUCAGCUGCAAUGGAUGAAUUUGACUUUUGCGAGCCCAAGUUUGUUGAAGGCAAUUGUUUGCAGUUGGACUCUUGUUCUAUGAAGUAUGACCGAGUGUACUGCGGUGCUGCUUGUCCUUUGUCUUCUGAGUCGUACAUGAAUAAUUUACUGAAGGUUGGAGGUAUACUUGUUGUACCUCUAAAUGAUCGUUUGCUUAAAAUAACUCGAGUGUCAGAAACGGUUUGGGAGAAAAGGUCAAUAUUGCCUGUUGCUUUUGCCAAUUUAAUUGGGGUAUCAGCGUCACACACUGUUAUUUUACCUAAAGUUGAACCCAUUCCCUUGAUGGAUGCAUGUCGUACAGCCAUAAGAAGUAUUUUACAAUCUGCCGUUGAUCAUGAGCAUCCUGAGCUUAAAUUCCGCUCAAAAAACAAAACAAAGAGGAAUCGAACUCUUCAACGUUUAUUUAUUCCUAUGUUGGGAGAGUCAGAAAAUAUAGUUAUAACUGGCUUAAACCACCGGGACGAUAGUAUGUCGAGGGCUGAAGGUGAUAAUCCAGACCUAGCCGGUUCAGACAGGCCAUUAAGGGAUAAUGUAAACAUAUCACCUACCCCUAGCAGAGAUAUUUCUCGAUAUCGUAUACGUGUUCGUCGAGAACCUAGAUCCUCCUCCGACAGUGAUGAUUCUAGCACUAGUAGUAGUCUAGCGAGUAUUUGUCAAGUGCAACGGGCAAUUUAUCAAGCUAUGGCAGCUGAUAAUAGCCGUGGUAUAUCUGUACAUCCUCUAGAUGCAAUAUUCCCUGCUUUGGCAUCUGUGUCCCAAUUAGAUGCUUCUGAUAAUAUUGAAAAUUCAGAUUUAAGUGCAGAUUCAAUGGAUGUGGAUCAAAUUGAGGCUCAGCCAGAAACUGAAACUGCCUCUCCCCAAAACAAGGAGGGUGAAGGGAGACCAAAAAGGAUGCCUAAUAAACGCAAGGAGGCUGAAUUAGAGGAAAAUGAUGAUCCGUCUCAUUGUGUGAGAUCUUCUCAAGCAAGCAGUAGCAGUUCAAGUGCUAGUGAAUUAAAAGAAAGUAAUUCUAGUAUAAAAAAGGGAGCCAAAAGAGAGAAAGUGGAUAGUGGCAUAGUUGAUGAUAUUCUUGACAAAAAUUGGGAUAUAUCUCCAGAUUCAUCCUUGAACAGCUCAGGGGAUAUGAAUAAUUCUGAUAUAUCUCCCUCUGACUUAGGGUCUGACAUGGAUUUUGAAUCUGACUCUGAUUCGGAAGAAGAGGGUAAUAAAAUUGAUAAGCCUGACAGGAAAGUUUUUCAUGGAAAGGGCAAGAAAAGGGUAAAACCAGCACAAGACCACAAGCAAGUGAACACAAAGGAAUAUGUUAAACUAAUGCGUGCUAAAAUUCAGCAAUUACCACUGCCACAAAGCGUAAAGUUAUUUAUUAAUUAUUACCGAGAUCUGUGAUAUGCUUAGAAAACGAUAUUUUCACAUUUUACCUGAAUCACCUGCUGUAAUAUAGAUGUUCAGUUAUAAAAUGUAUUGUGUAUUUUGUUGUCCAGUAGAAUCAUUUAUUUCUUAACUAUCAAGUUUUAAUGUAUAAGUUUUCUUUUUGUACUACUGUAAAUGUCAUUUGUGAUUGGUGGAACUGUGUACUUAAAUCUAGAAUAAGAGAUUGUGGCUAUUUCAAUCUUGAGGAUAACAAGUAGCUUAUCAAAUAUAAAAUUAUCAGUAUUUGAAAUAAUGUAGAGUAACUUAGCUAAUAUAUGUAUUCUUUCAAUACUUUGUGCUUGAGUGUUGGGCAAAGUACAUUUUGCACCGCUUUGAAUUUUAAAUGCCACAUGUUGCUUUCAUGAAGGUACAAAAUUAAAUACCCUCUUACCCUCCUAAUGUAUGAUUUGUUUGUCCAAUAAAUUUUCUAUACCGACAAAUUCUCUUGAAAA